CAGCUGGAGGCGAUCGUCAUACCCCCGCUCAGGUACGGCGUUUAUAUUCUCGUGCACUGAAACUUUGCAUCGCUUUGAACAGAAUAGUCCGUUGCGAGCAGCUUUUGGGAACUCCAUUCGCUCCGAUACAAUUGAGAUCUGCCGCCUGGACUGAUGGAGUCUAGGAAUUCGCCUUCCGCGGGUCGUAGGUCUGCAGCGGCAACGGGGUCGCGCAGCAAAUAUGCCUCCCGCGCGUGUCAGGAGUGUCGACGCCGAAGAGCCAAGUGCUGCGGCCAGAAGCCAACGUGUACCCGCUGCCUGAGUCUCGGAAAGGUUUGUGUCUUCACAAGCGAAGCGGACAACAGGGGUUCAGCUCCCAAAUCUUAUGUCGACCUAUUACAGGCACGCAUUAAGCUCCUUGAACAAGUGUUAUGGAUGCACUCCAUCGACGUCGAUGCAUCGGUUGCCCAGCUUCAUUCCCAGCGAACAGAGGUUGCUGCGGAGGGAUCUGCUGCAGCUUACUCCUCUUCAACCGUAUUUCAUGAGAUGUGUGCUGAUUUGGAGGGUGCCUUUUACGUGGACGAGCCACUGAAUCAACAUGAGCAGAUAUCAGCGGAAGCACGUUUCUAUGGUGCAACGAGCGGCCGUCUAGAGAUAUCUUCUUCUCGAGAUAGCCCCUCAAGAUCUCCAGGACAAGAAUCCUCGUCACAUAUUAGUUUCCAGAGUCCUAGUUCGAUCUCGCACUUUAACCGAUGGCCAGAGCAGCCGAUCCCAACGGAGGCAACAAUCAUAGACGACUUUGUAUUAUCGAAAGUAAAAGAAGAGCUCAUUGACCUUUACUUUCAUUGGGAGCAGCCGUGGCUACAACUUGUCGAUGAAAAGCUCUUUCGUAAAAGUCUGCAAACCAAUGGGCGCUAUUCUAGCCCCCUGUUGGUAUGCUGUAUACUCGCAGUGGCCUCGCGUUACUCGGAUGAAGCUGACGCCCGCAGCGACCCUGAUGAUCCUAGCACAGCCGGUAUAGUAUAUGCUGAGGCUGCCGAGGCCAUGCUGCAAGCCGAGAUCAAGAACCCCAGCAUCACUACAGUUCAAUCUUUGGGGAUUUUGGGGUUGUAUUUCAUUGGAAUUGGAUCCGAAAGCAUUGGUUGGCUAUAUAACGGCAUGGCAAACCGAUUAAUCCUUGACAUAGGCCUAAAUAUUGAUAGCAGAACGGUUGCUGGCAUGGAGCCGUUAACAUCGGAUGAGGUGCGUCUCAGGAGGCAGAUCUAUUGGGCACUUUAUUGCAAUGACAAGCUGGGCGCCAGCUACACUGGUAGGGUCUGCACGAUGCUGGAUUCCCAAGCCGCAGUGCCUUUACCCACACCGACAUCAGACAGAGAUACAGGCGAUCAUGAGCAAGACUUGAUCCGCCUACAAUGAGCACUGGCCACGCACUGCCAAAUACUGGAAAAAAUAUUAACACACCUAUAUGCACCCAAAAGGCUCGCAUCGGGUGCGGAAAGAAAGGCCUUUUUUGACUCGACCAUGUUUACCUUGAGAGGCUGGUACUACUCGCUUUCUAAAGAGUUCAAGAUUAGGCCAAACAACAUCAACAGAGAUCAGCCUCUUCUUCCGCAGGUGUGCGUUCUCAAUAUGGUUUACUAUACUUCUGUCGUGUUACUUGCGAAACCAUUCCUUCGUUCGGGGAAAGGU
Molecule: messenger RNA, 1668 nt
Organism: Aaosphaeria arxii CBS 175.79
Lineage: Eukaryota; Fungi; Ascomycota; Dothideomycetes; Pleosporales
Exons: 5
Coding region: 154-1395 (413 amino acids)
Biological process (GO): regulation of DNA-templated transcription; DNA-templated transcription
Molecular function (GO): DNA binding; zinc ion binding; DNA-binding transcription factor activity, RNA polymerase II-specific
Source: RefSeq, a predicted model, not a curated record